Messenger RNA from Hansenula ciferrii, 360 nucleotides. RefSeq lists its product as uncharacterized. NCBI's taxonomy places the organism in Eukaryota, Fungi, Ascomycota, Saccharomycetes, Phaffomycetales, Wickerhamomycetaceae. The transcript has a single exon. The record is from RefSeq and is a predicted model, not a curated record. The coding region runs from base 1 to 360 and encodes 119 amino acids.
AUGACUGCAAAUGUGACUACAAAUAUGACUACAAAUGUGACAGAUAGUUCAAGAAAUUUCACUGCUGAUGAGGCAUCUGAUUUAGCAAACGCAAUUAUAUUCCUUAUAUUGGUCUUUUGUGUCAUCUUCUUAAUGAUAUUAAGUAAAAGUACUGAGGAAACAAGAAGAAAUUCACUUAUGAUAUCAAUGACAACUUUAGUAUCAAUGGUUUACUUGAGAGCUAAUACAUCUGAAGCUAGACGCUCCCCUGGUUUAGAGUUUGUUUUAUUAAUUAUUUCAAUCAUCACUGGAACAAUUUCAAUUGUUAGAUUUAAAAUUGAUUCUGAUCGUGAUCCUAAUCAUUCUGCAAAAGAUAAUUAA